Messenger RNA from Chelonoidis abingdonii (Abingdon island giant tortoise), 1350 nucleotides. NCBI's taxonomy places the organism in Eukaryota, Metazoa, Chordata, Testudines, Testudinidae. The record is from RefSeq and is a predicted model, not a curated record.
AGCGCGGCUUCCGGGGUCACGUGUAAGCAAGAUGGCCGCGGCCAAGAGGAAGCGUGGUGGUGCUGCGACCCGGCCGAGGAAACGAGCCAAAGGGGCUCCGAACGGGACCGGGCUGCCGGCCAAGCCAAGCCCGCAGGGAGAGGAGAGGGAGGAGCACAGCAUCCCGGCUCCCGUCUCCAAGGGUAAAUGGAAAAAUAAAGAGCGGGUGCUUAUUUUCUCUUCUAGAGGAAUAAAUUUCAGAACGAGACAUCUAAUGCAUGACUUGCGAACAUUGAUGCCCCACUCUAAAGCAGAUUUGGAAGGUUUACGAAAAGAUUCAUGGAGCUUUGUUAAUAGCUAAUUUGCCAUAUGCCUUCUUUUUAUAUAGAUUUGUGAAAUAAAAAACUGUAAUAAGUGCAUAUUUUUUGAAGCCAAAAAGAAACAGGAUCUCUACAUGUGGCUUUCAAAUUCACCUCAAGGACCAUCAGCCAAAUUUUUAGUACAGAAUAUUCAUACCCUGGCAGAACUGAAGAUGACUGGAAACUGCCUGAGAGGCUCACGACCUCUUCUGUCCUUUGAUCCGGUGUUUGAUCAAGAGCCACACUAUGCUCUGUUAAAAGAGUUGUUUAUUCAGAUUUUUAGUACACCACAAUAUCACCCCAAAAGCCAGCCUUUUGUAGAUCAUGUAUUCACGUUCUCCAUCACAGACAACAGGAUCUGGUUUCGAAACUAUCAGAUCAUGGAAGAAGAUGCAUCUCUUGUAGAAAUUGGACCUCGUUUUGUUUUAAAUCUCAUCAAGAUUUUCCAGGGCAGCUUUGGAGGACCAACUCUACAUGAGAAUCCACAUUACCAGUCUCCAAACAUGCAUCGGCGGAUGACAAGAUUGGCUAUAGCUGCUAAAUUCAGAGAAAAACAUCAAGUGAAAGACCUGCAGAAACUUAGGAAAAAAGAAGAAAAGACAAUUAUUCCAGAAGAUCCUACUGAAACUGUCUUUGACACUCCAGCAGAAGAAAAGCCAUUGGAAAUAGUGUUGGUGAAACCUGAGCUAAAAGUCAAUUUGAAAAAGAGAAAGAAAUUAUUUCAACGACAAAGGAAGAGGCAAAAAAAAAAUGUCCAGGGUGGGAGUGUAAAAUGUUAAGUGGAAAAAAAUGAAGCAAACUUCAAAUGUCAUCUGUUAGCCUUGCAUACUUAGCUCUGAAAUAUAGCUAACAACCUACCUUGUAUAUGAUCUUAUCUCUCAAUUUUUUAAAAGUCAGCAGCUGCUUGCCACCAGCUUUGAGUAAAUGAAAAAUCAGAUGUGGAUUUCUUCUGCUCUAGGACUCAUCUUAUCUCACUGUUUUUUAAAUAAAAUUGGUUGGUAUUUUUGUUGUA